Procambarus clarkii (red swamp crayfish) is the source of this 803-nucleotide messenger RNA. The record is from RefSeq and is a predicted model, not a curated record. NCBI's taxonomy places the organism in Eukaryota, Metazoa, Arthropoda, Malacostraca, Decapoda, Cambaridae.
AUGCAUCAGUUCGGGGCGACGGGGAUCCCACCGUCUCGACGGGACACAGACACUCGUUCUCCCCUCGAGGACGACGACGAGGAAGACCUCAUCAACCCCGGCUCUCCCAACACCUUCGAGGACGACAUAUCUGAGGACGACGUGUCCUUGGACGCUCGAUCUCCACCCCCGAACUCUGGCCCUCACCAAGCGACGUCCCCCUCGGACAUCCUCGCCACCUCAAGUAGUCUUCCUCUCGUCCUCGACUCCAAACCUCCAGGUUCUCCUCGGCCUCCGACGCUUACCUCACUCUCGAAGGACCCGGCAAAGGAUCAAGAACGAGCAUCACCUGACCUCAAAGACGACCCGGAAACCUCGAAGUCAAGCAACAUGCCGACGUCGCUUCAGUCCUUGGCCCCGUCGCUUACCAUCGCCUCACUCGUGUCCUCACACAAGAGACCUGCGUCGCCUUCAGACCAUUACGUCACUCCAAUCCGACCAAUCCCCGAGCGACAUGUCUUUGGUUAUUCAUCCAUGCAGCCAAUGACAAAGCGGCCUUUCACACUGUCUCCAAUGGGACCAAUCACUGAUCGUCAUUUCCUCUCCUCUGCAGGCGCCUUUCAGCCAAUCAGGUUGCAGCCAAAGCAGAAGGAGGAGACGUAAGGCGCUGUUGGGUAUGCGACUGGACUCUAUGUGAUAUAGUGUAAUUGGCCAAGAGGUUGUAGACUUUUGAUUGUAUACUCACCGAGGUUUUCAUGUCGGGGUUUUCUCGCAUCAGUCACUUAGUCAUGGUAAGAGGACCAGGGAAGCGACACUCGUAAAUA